AUGGCGGACGCCACCACGUCCAAGUUGGAGCUUUCGGCUCGAGGUCUCGAGCGAUCGAGUGAUGAAGUGGACCGGAUCGCGAUGUCGUGGUCGGGAGAUAGGGAACGAACACGAAGGAGGAGGAGAAAGAGGUCUGAAGAUUGUGCGUGGCAAUGGACGUGGUGCUGGAAGCGAGCGAGCCGAGCAGCGAAGCGUUUGUCCGGCGUCGCCUCGAGUCGAGACGAAGACGGCGAGCGCAGUACGAGUCGGGCGAGUGCGAGCUCGGCGCUCCGCCCGCCACACGAGCAGCAGCAGCAGCUCAAGCAGCAGAUUGCACACUACUCGACCAUGCGCGUGCACAUGAAGCGCGUGCAAUUGUGUCUCGAGCGCGAGAAGCGCAACAAGUUUUACAAGGAGCUCGUCGUCUACCUCGGCUUCUUGGCGGUCGUGAUGGCGACGUUGUUGACACUGCCGGUCCAUUUUCCAUUUGAGCAAAACGCGGCACUCACGAGCACGUACUUUCAGGAACAAGUGGCGAGCGACACGCCGUUGAAGACCUUUUACACGGUUGGCAGCGAGCGCGAAAUGUGGCAGUGGGUUCAAGGACCGAUGCUGUCGCAGUUCUAUAGCUCGCCGCUGCGGAAUAGUCGUGCGAUUGGCAGCAUUGAGAUCCGAACAGGUCGUGUGAAGGGCGCGUUGUGCAGACAGACAGCAGGACGAGAGGACUUUGUCAUGUUUACCGAUGAGAUCUGCUACCCUGCGUUUUCGAGUCGCAACGAAAUGAAAGAACCGUAUGGGAAUGACAGUGGCGUCCUGGGUGCACAGUAUCAGUGGACUGGUCAACUGAGCAAGCUGCUACGAUCCGAGACGUUUGAUGCAGGCCUCGUGGGCCACGAUAGGGACUACGGUCACGGCGGGUACGCAGUAUACCUGCCGCGUGACAACUAUACUGCAGCCAUCGCGCUGGCUCAGCAGCUGCAAAGCGACUUUAUCGGCGACGACACGCGGUAUUUGGUCUCGACGUUUGCAUUCUAUAACGCGCGCAGCAACAUCUUCUCCCACGUGCAGGGCCUGUUUGAGAUGAGCAACACGGACUAUAUGGAGGUUACAGGAAGGAUCAAGAGCUUUCGCAUCACAGCCAGCUACAAGGACACUAGAGAGUUCCUGGAUGCCAAUGCUCUCGUGAUUGUCCUGUUGGCUGCCACACUACUGCUUGUGACGCGGGAGAUAUCGGAUUUGCGCAACUUUGGGCUGCGCAAGUACGUGCAGUCUCUCUGGAAUCUCUUGGAUAUGCUCCAGCUCGUGCUACUGAUUGUAUUUCUCACGCACUGGGUGAUUUUCAUUGUGCGCUCGGAGAAUAUCCGGGACGACCUGUAUCGUGUCGGCGACAUGGAUUGCUCUGGUCCAGCGGAAGACCAGGAAAGCGCGCGAACGUGCUUUGUCGAUAUCGAUCAACUGGCGUGGUUGUUUCGCACGGUGAACAAUUAUGCAGCGGCACUUGGGCUCGUGUCUGUGGCGAUAGUGUUCAAGUAUUUGCGCUUGAACUCGCGCUUGAAUUUGCUGUGGCGCACGCUUCGCUUUGCAGCCAAAGACCUCCUCGCGUUUGUGAUCAUUUUCUUCACGAUUUUCUUCGGCUUUGCAGUGAUGGGGUUUCUCACGUUCGGUACCGGAGUGCGGCAGUACCAUUCGCUGUCUGUGUCGCUGACGAGUUGCUUUCAGAUGCUGUUGGGUGCGUUCGACUACGAAGAGAUCCACGUUGCGAAUCCGACUAUGGCCGCCAUUUUUUUCUUCAGCUUCAUGAUCGCUAUCUAUCUCAUUUGUAUCAACAUGUUCAUCGCUAUAAUGAGCGAGUACUACUCGUUGGCGCAGAAUGAGAAGAAGGCACUCGAAGAGAACAUGCGGCAAAACAUAGCGGAAAGCAGAGAGAACAAGAGGGAUGAAGACUUUUAUGAUUCGCUGCAGUUCAUGGACGUGGAGUAUGACUUGGCCAAACAAGCAAAGAAUUGUGUCAAUGGUCUGCGGGUCCGAGUGAAGAUGCCACCAGUCAAAGACGGCAAGUCAGUACACGAUACCGAACAGCUUGUCUUACGCGGUUCCCAGCGGGUUCUCCUCGUGGAUUAUGACUACCUCAUUUCGGAGCGGAAACGUCUACGUCGGAAGUUUCGAGCGUGCGUGCACCUCAUCAUGGUUUGUGGCGACUUGAUGCGCCAGAGCGACCCGGACUUUGUGAUGCAAGUGGAGAUGGAAGUAAUCGGAGAGCGCUUGCGUCCUCGAUCGGAUUCUACUGAAUCGUCAGCUGAUCUCGUCGAGUUUCCAGUCACCUACGUACCUCUAGCCUCCCCCCUGGCCUGCACUGUUGAAAUUCUGAAGCGCUUGAAGCGAGGCAUGGUUAUCGAGAUUGACGAUGGAUCGCUCACACAUGACCAGAUCACACUCGAGGUGCUCGGAGACCAGGACGAAUACGUCCCGUUAUGUUCCAAGUACCGACCGCAGUCUGUGGAGAUGGAUGACGACUAUCGCGAGGCGAACGACGGAUUUCGCGUGCGCAUCAGUGAAGGUGCCAGCGCUGUUGACAUGACUGGAAAUCACUGCAGCAGCAAGUUUGGUCUGCGACACAACCACCCGACGAUCGGUGGACCAGGUCACAUUCGGGCAUGUCGCGUGCUGUACAAUGGCAAUGCACUGCUGGACGGCAACGAAGUCUGCCUCAUGCCGCGCUCGACUUGGUUCCGCUACUUUGUCGAGUACGUCGGGUGGGGCUACUUGAAGCGCCAUUUAACCUGCAAGCGGAAGAAGAAGACAGCCCGUCGCCUCGUGACGGAUGCGGAAGUGGAUCAGCUCAUUCAGGAAAGUUUUGUUGCGCCUGGACGCGGCAUUUCGUGCCGCUUUGACGAGCUUGUGCGCAACUUCCGCAUGUUCAUUGCAAAGAAGAUGCACACGCGGCAUCUCGCCAUCCCGAACCUCGAAGAGCGCAUCUUCCAGGAAGUGAUCACGUUCCUCGACCGGUUUCCAUCAGCAGUCACGCCAUUGGAACAGCGCGAACUGGGUGGCUACAAGUACACGCCCCAGCCGCUCGACACGCGUCACAUUCGCCUGCCGCACUCGAUCAAUCUGCUGACCGAGUUGUUGUCGCAACACGCGCACGAAGUGUGGUCAGUGGGCCGCAUCGAGCAGGGCUGGCGCUGGGGACCGCAGCGCGACAACGACUUGAAGCUCCACCCGGACCUCGUGCCGUACGAAGCCCUGACCGAGCAGGACAAGCAGUACGACCGCGACACGUCCAUGUCGGCGCUCAAGGUCAUUACGGCCCUGGGCUAUGUCUUGGAGCCUCCGGCGCGCACCGACGCGCGGCUAGACGGGUUUGAGUUUGGUACGGCGGCCGCCGAGCCGGGGGCCACGUACGUCCCGCGGCCGAUCCCAACGGACGACGUCCCGGUCCCGCUGCACCUGCGCUCGGUGAUUGAGCUCCUGGCGGAAAACACACACGAAGUGUGGGCCGCGAUGCGCAUGGCGCAGGGCUGGAAGUUCGGCCCGCGGCGGCACGACGGCCGCAAGGAGCACGACGGCCUCGUGCCGUACAUGUACUUGACGCAGGCCGAGAAGCAGAUGGACCGCAACACGGCGCUGCAGACGGUCAAGUUGAUCCUGCGCUGUGGCUUUGCGUUCGAACGCAAGGACCGGCACCGGCAUCGCAGCCGCAGGCCCGCGGACCGCCGCCUCCACGCCGUCGGCCGCAACGAAAACCCCCACGCGCGGAACGUCAAAGAGGCCGUGACAAUGGCGCGCGGCGCCACGCGCGCCAAGUGCGCGUUCCUCGGCCGCGACAGCCGCUCACCUGCUGCGGCCGCGCCACUCGACCGCGUCGACGCCGACCGCGCCCAGCCAUAG
This is a messenger RNA of Hyaloperonospora brassicae, 3867 nucleotides long. The record is from the annotation of a GenBank genome assembly. NCBI's taxonomy places the organism in Eukaryota, Oomycota, Peronosporomycetes, Peronosporales, Peronosporaceae.